This is a messenger RNA of Spea bombifrons (plains spadefoot toad), 779 nucleotides long. It is a transcript of the gene PGRMC1, whose product is annotated as progesterone receptor membrane component 1. The transcript has 4 exons. The coding region runs from base 185 to 712 and encodes 175 amino acids. Gene Ontology annotation, cellular component: membrane; endomembrane system. The record is from RefSeq and is a predicted model, not a curated record. NCBI's taxonomy places the organism in Eukaryota, Metazoa, Chordata, Amphibia, Anura, Pelobatidae.
GCACACAGGAAUGCUGGAACAUUAGCCGGUCCUGCCAGUUGGCUCCAGGUUUUGUGCAGAGCUGGGAGUGACAGUGCAAUAAGCUGCAGCCUCGCAGAGCACGACGCUGACACGGCCAGGGGGGAAUUCAAAUAGGUAGAGAAACCAUCGGAUGUUUGGCUUCCGAAACCCACGAUAAAAGAAAAUGGCUGAAGAAGGCAUAUUGCAGGAGAUUUUCACGUCUCCCUUGAAUAUCUGUCUCUUGUUUCUGUGUUUGUAUCUUCUGUAUAAAAUAGUCCGGGGAGACAAACCCCAAACUUCCGAGGAGAACAGCGAGGAACGGUUACCCAAGAUGAAAAAAAGAGACUUUACUUUGGCGGAACUUAAAGAAUUCGACGGCACAAAGAACCCCCGGAUUUUGAUGGCGAUUAACGGCAAGGUUUUCGAUGUUACCAGGGGCAAGAAGUUUUAUGGUCCAGAGGGGCCGUACGGAGUCUUUGCUGGGCGGGAUGCCUCCAGAGGUCUCGCCACCUUCUGCCUUGAUAAAGAAGCUCUUACAGAUACCUACGAUGACCUAUCAGACCUUACUGCUUCUCAGCGGGAAACACUAAGCGACUGGGAGUCACAGUUUUCUUUUAAAUAUCACUAUGUUGGAAAAGUUUUGAAGGAAGGAGAGGAACCAACUGAAUAUACUGACGAGGAAGAUAAUCCAGAACUAAAAAAGAAAAAUUAAAAUCAUCCUUGGUUUAAACUUUGGACAUUCCAGACAUCUAUUGCAUCAUUAAAACAUAUAACUAAUA